Molecule: messenger RNA, 825 nt
Organism: Lepus europaeus (European hare)
Lineage: Eukaryota; Metazoa; Chordata; Mammalia; Lagomorpha; Leporidae
Gene: LTB
Product: lymphotoxin beta
Exons: 4
Coding region: 1-747 (248 amino acids)
Biological process (GO): immune response
Cellular component (GO): membrane
Molecular function (GO): CD40 receptor binding; tumor necrosis factor receptor binding
Source: RefSeq, a predicted model, not a curated record
AUGGGGGCACUGGAGUUGGAGGGCCGGGGUAGGAGGCCCCAGGGGAGGGGCUGCUUCCUGCUGGCUGUGGCAGGGGCCACUUCCCUGGUGACCCUGCUGCUGGCAGUGCCUAUCACCGUCCUGGCUGUGCUGGCCCUGGUGCCGCCGGAGCAGGGAGGACUGGUACCAGAGACGACUGAUCCUGGGGCACAGGCCCAACAAGGACCGGGAUUUCAGCAGCUGCGGGAGGAGGAGGAGGAGAAGGAGCCAGAAGCAGAUCUCAGCUCCAGGCUGCCGGCUGCCCACCUCAUAGGCGCUUGGAUGAAGGGGCAGGGGCUAGGCUGGGAGGCGAAGAAAGAAGAAGCGUUUCUGAGGAGCGGGACGCAGUUCUCGGGCACCGACGGGCUGGCGCUGCCGCAGGACGGUCUCUACUACCUCUACUGUCACGUCGGCUACCGGGGCCGGGCGCCCCCUGCCGGCGGGGCUCCCCGGGGCCGCGCGGUCGUGCUGCGCAGCUCGCUGUACCGGGCAGGGGGCGCCUACGGGCCGGGCGCUCCCCAGCUGCUGCUCGAGGGCGCCGAGACCGUGACCUCGGUCGUGGACUGGGACGGGAGGCGCGAGUACGGCCCCCUGUGGUACACGAGCGUGGGGUUCGGCGGCCUGGUGCAGCUCCGGAGAGGCGAGAGGGUGUACGUGAACAUCAGUCACCCGGACAUGGUGGACUACAGGAGAGGGAAGACCUCCUUCGGGGCCGUGAUGGUGGGGUGAGGGCCGCCCCGACCCUGGGAAAACUGCUGGCCCCCAGCUCGGUGAGAACUACGCAGGAGGAGACUGCAAACUGAUUUG